Messenger RNA from Salmo salar (Atlantic salmon), 1039 nucleotides. RefSeq lists its product as uncharacterized. Gene Ontology annotation, biological process: response to bacterium. NCBI's taxonomy places the organism in Eukaryota, Metazoa, Chordata, Actinopteri, Salmoniformes, Salmonidae. The record is from RefSeq and is a predicted model, not a curated record.
AUGGAUGUAGUAGCUGGUACUGAAUCCUCAUCUAUACUUCAGGACAGUGGUCUCAUAUCAGCCAACGUUGGAGACGCAGUGAUUGUGCACUGCUUCUAUAAAGGCCACAUGGACAUGCAUUUUUCCUGGUACAAGCAACCCUUGGGAGAUAAGCUUCAACUCUUCUCAACUGUCUAUAAGUUUGACAGGAACGCAACAUUUUACCAUGAGUUUAAGGAUAACCCUCGAUUCUCAGUGGAAAAUGGCCAAGAAAAGAAUCACCUAAGGAUCUCAGACAUGCAGCUCUCUGAUUCAGGCACAUACUUCUGUGGAAGCGCUUAUGGGAACAAGGUGGAGUUCGGAGAAGGAGCCAUUCUCAUAGUAAAAGGUUCAGGGUCCAGAAACAUGACUGUGCUCCAGCAGCCUGUGUCUGAGUCAGUCCAGCCAGGAGACUCUGUGUCUCUGAACUGUACAAUACACACUGAGACCUGUGUAGGAGAACACAGUGUCUAUUGGUUCAGACAUAGCUCAGGAGAAUCCCGUCCAGGAAUCAUUUACACCCAUGUAGACAGGAGUGAUCAGUGUGAGAAGAGCUCUGAGGCUGGGUCUCCUACACAGAGUUGUGUCUACAACCUCCCCAAGAGGAACCUCAGCCUCUCUGAUGCUGGGACUUACUACUGUGCUGUGGCCUCAUGUGGGGAGAUACUGUUUGGGAAUGGGACCAAGCUGAACAUUCAAGUUCCAGAACAUGAUUCUCCAUUUAAUCUGAGUCCUACUGUUCUGGCCUUGGUCGUCUCCAAUAUCGUUCUGGGGACAGUGACCCUUCUACUUGUCUGGGGGCUGUGCAAGACUCUAAACAGAGAUAGCAGAGGGAGGACAGAUGUCCCAACGUCCCAGGGCAAUCAGAAUCAAGAAAGUGACGUGUUGAACUAUGCAGCUGUCAGUUUCACCCCCAAGAAGAAGUCCUCCUCCUCUAGAAGAGCAAGAGAGAAGACCAGUAGAGAGGAUGCAGUGUACUCUGAUGUCAGAUACCUUCAGCAGCAGUGAAAUAUGUCACCAC